AGAAAGAAAAAAAAAUAAAUGUUCUAAGAUUUCAAUUAUUUCAUUUUGACAUUUAUCACUUAUCGUUUCUAAUCGCAAAGACUCUUCUGAAUAUUUACAUUAUAUUCAUGAAUUUAUAUACAUAUAUACAAUAUGCCCCUGUAUAUAGGCAACGCUAAAUAGGUUAGUCCAUCGAAUCUUUUUCAUAGUUACACUCCUGAAAACGUUUCCAUAGCGACCACGAAAAUAUUGGCGCCAAAGACAAUUUAAUUACGGAACAAUAAUGGAUGCCAAUGAAUUUUUGUUGUACAUACGUUAUUAUAUUAAUAUAACAUUCAUUUUGUUUAAAUGUUAAUAAUUAAUUGUUAAAAUACGAGUGUAAAGAAAACAGUUUCGAAGUGACGCGUAAUAUCGAUUAGAAAUCGUAAACUUUGCGUGAAGAAAUGUAAACAACAAUGAAAGCGCUCGGAGCUUUGACCUACCUCAAUAACGUUCAGUCUAUUUCGACACUUCGACGAGUGAGUAUCGUUUGAUCUUCUUCAUAAUUAUUAAUACAUUUAAAUAUAUAAAUAGUUCUUUCUAAUAUUAUAAAAUUUAUUUAAAUUAUUAUAUGUGUGAUACGUAAUGUAGUAGUAGCACAUACAAUGAUGCGAAUUAAUAGCGUUUAUAAUUUUUGAGAAUUAUUCUUUUCAACGUUAAUCGACUAUUUAUAUAUUUAUGUUAUUAUAUAACGUAAGAUUUUUAAUCGUUAUUUUAAUAACAUUAAUUAAAAGAUUGUUACCAACAUACUUCGAUUGCAGCGACUCGUUGCGGUUAUGUUUGUGAUCGAAUCAGAAAAAUGGAAAGUUAGGUUAGUUUGUAUUUCUGAAAUCGUUGAUAUUUCCUUGUGAUUAUUAUAUUGUAUGAAAAAGUGUUAUAAAUUCGUUUUCGUACAGUUUAGUAUAGGUUAAUUAUAUUGAAUUGAUCGUUCUUCGAUUAUAUAAUUAUGGCUUCUUCAUGUUUGAUUUUACAACGAGGUAUCUCAACUUCGUGUGUUAAUUAUGGAAAGCGUAAUUUUCGUAAAUUUUUACUUCUUAAUAAACGAGGUAGUCGAGAUUUCAAAAAAAAGCAAGCUACAGAUCCUUAUCCGGAAUAUCCAAUAGACAAAAGGGGAGUGAGGGAUACAGGUAUCAUGAUAGAAAAUAGAUGGAUUCAUAUACCAGAAAUGACACCUGAACUUAUUGUCCCAUCUUUAGAAGGUUUUACUUUGAAACCGUACGUAUCAUAUAAGGCAGAGGGUAUUAGUCAAGGAGAAUAUACCGCUAGAGAUCUUUUUAAUGAGGUAUAUGCUAAAAAGAUUCAAGAGGAUUUUAAUAAACAAGAAUUGUAUCCCAACGGAGAUUCUAUGAAUCCUAACGAAUAUGAAAAACUUACUCCGCAAGAAGCAGCAGACCGUGCUAAAAGAACUGGUACUGAUAUCUUUUGUGAAGAUGGAUAUAAAGACAGUACUGUUUCCUAAGAGGUAUUUUCGUAUCAUUUGGUAGCAAUGAGAUGCAUCAAAAUAUGAUAAAAGUUUGAAAUUAAGUGCGAUGUAAUAUUUGAUGUUACAAUAAAUUAUAAAUAAGUAUUUCUAUAUA
Messenger RNA from Vespula pensylvanica (western yellowjacket), 1595 nucleotides. RefSeq names its product 39S ribosomal protein L41, mitochondrial (gene mRpL41). NCBI's taxonomy places the organism in Eukaryota, Metazoa, Arthropoda, Insecta, Hymenoptera, Vespidae. Gene Ontology annotation, cellular component: mitochondrial large ribosomal subunit. Gene Ontology annotation, molecular function: structural constituent of ribosome. Gene Ontology annotation, biological process: translation. The transcript has 2 exons. The record is from RefSeq and is a predicted model, not a curated record. Bases 965 to 1477 code for a protein of 170 amino acids.